Messenger RNA from Cyanidioschyzon merolae strain 10D, 258 nucleotides. RefSeq lists its product as hypothetical. Bases 1 to 258 code for a protein of 85 amino acids. NCBI's taxonomy places the organism in Eukaryota, Rhodophyta, Bangiophyceae, Cyanidiales, Cyanidiaceae. The transcript has a single exon. The record is from RefSeq and is a predicted model, not a curated record.
AUGGCAAGCUUUCGUUCCAGGCUCGCAGCUUUCUGUUUGGGUGCAACGGUUACUGGUGGACUUGGGUUUCUGCGCCUGCACUAUGAUAUUUUGAAGGCAAACGCGCUCGUCCGCGAGACUUUUAGUGGUAUGGAGGAGGAGAUUCACAACGUGGACCAGCGCGCUCUGCGAGUGGAGACGGAACUGGAGCGCUUGCGGGCGCAGCUUGAGCAGGUAAAAUCGCAAACCUCAUCAUCGCGUGCAGAUGCCAAAGUGUAG